UGGCUGCAAUAUAAUGGGGGGCCAAGUAAAAGGAGCACCACAGCCAAAGUGGCCUUAUCCAUCACACCCGAUCACCAAAAGGUCGCUUCUCCUCUCUCUCUCUCUCUCUCCCCAUCUAUCUCUCUCGUGCUCGCUCACUCGCUGAUCGAACGAACGAUCCAUCGAUCAAUGGAUCAGUCGAGCAAGGAUAAAUCGGAGCAGGGUGGGCCGACGUGGGCGGAGCUGCUGGGGAGGGACGACUGGAAGGGGCUGCUGGACCCGCUGCACAUGAGCCUCCGGCGGCUCAUCUGCCGGUGCGGCGACUUCAUCCAGGCCACCUAUGACACCUUCAUCAACGAUCAGAACUCCAAGUACUGUGGCGCCAGCCGCUACGGCAAGAAGGACUUCUUCCAAAAGGUGAUGAUGGAGAAUGGCGAGGACUACCGCGUGGUUGGCUUCCUUUAUGGCACGGCCCGUGUCAGCGAGGCAGAGACUCUGAUGUUCCAUUCUAUGUCACGCGAGGCUUGGGACCGGGAGUCCAACUGGAUCGGCUUUAUCGCGGUAACUUCCGACGAGAAGAGCCAGCAGCUGGGUCGCCGCGAGAUCUAUGUCGCAUGGCGUGGCACAAUCAGGGACUACGAGUGGAUCAAUGUGCUAGGCGCAGCGCCCGAGUCCAUUGAGUCACUUCUCAAUACCAAAGAUGACAACAAUAAUGUGGCCAAGGGAAAUGGUGACAAAAGUAGUAGCAGUAGCGAUGACGACGAUGACGAGAAAGUUCCAAAGGUCAUGAAGGGUUGGGUCACGGUCUACAUAACCGACGACCCGAAAUCCUCUUUCACAAAACUGAGCGCCAGGACCCAGCUCCACCACAAGCUCACCGAGCUGAGGGAGCUCUACAAGGGCGAGAACCUGAGCAUAACCUUCGUAGGCCACAGCCUUGGGGCGAGCCUGUCGAUCCUGAGCGCGUUCGACGUGGUUGAGAACGGGAUAAGGGACAUCCCCGUUGCGGCUUUCGUGUUCGGAUGCCCGGGGGUCGGGAACAAGGCCUUUGAUGACCGGUGCAAUAGGUACCCGAACCUCAAGUUCCUCCACGUGAGGAACAAGAUCGACCUCAUCCCGCACUACCCAGGGAAGCUGCUGGGGUACACUGACUCGUGGGUGAAGCUCCAGAUCGAUACGAGGAAGUCGCCGUACCUGAAGGACUCGAAGAACCCGAGCGACUGGCACAACCUGCAGGCGCUGGUCCACAUCGUGGCAGGGUGGACCGGGGAGAAAGGUAAGUUCGAGCUGAAGGUGAAGAGGAGCGUGGCAUUGGUGAAUAAGUCGUGCGACUUCCUAAAGGACGAGUGCUUGGUUCCGGGGGCCUGGUGGGUGGAGAAGAACAAGGGGAUGGUGCUCAAGGAUGGAGAGUGGAUCAUGGAUGAUCCGGCCGAAGAGGACCGACCCGUCCCCGAGUUUUGAGCGCUCGAGACGAAAAGUUGUAUGUAGUAAACACGAUUGUUUCUUCAUCGGUUCAACCCCUCGGGCAUUGGACGCUCUGAAUGUAUGUUAACUCGUAAGCGUAUAACUUUUUGGAAGGAGAGCCGAUAAUGCGAUUCUAUCCUGUUAUCAUC
Messenger RNA from Punica granatum (pomegranate), 1592 nucleotides. NCBI's taxonomy places the organism in Eukaryota, Viridiplantae, Streptophyta, Magnoliopsida, Myrtales, Lythraceae. The record is from RefSeq and is a predicted model, not a curated record.